CGAACACUUCUGCUCAAAAUCAUCUUCCCUGCAAACUUUACUAAAAGCCUUCAUUAAAAAUGCUUUCUUAUAAAAGCCUUUGCUGGAUUAUAAUUAUGAAUUCCCUCGUAGUUCUGGUUCCGACUAUUUGUCGAAGGGCUCGUUUAAUCCUGGGGGAAGAUUUCCGUUCAUCGGAAAUACUUUCAGAGGACAGCGUUUACGCGACUCGAGCCACGGUGUUUCUUGUUGUUAUGUUUUGCAGGUCUUUCUCCGUGUUGGCGACACAAGUGUUUUGGACCUGCGGUAAUAAGAUUAGAACAAAGUGCUGCCAUGGAAGAACUAAAGAAGAUGAUACCCAGGAACCGCCAUGCCGCCGCAAACUGCCGGAGAGGAAGGAUGAAGCUCUUAGCCUGAGUAAUCUCGUGUUUCAGUCGGCCAAACUGGGACAGCCAGGAGCAAGUGAAGAAGUCAAAUUCCCAACAAAAAGAACGACGGUGUAAACGGGAAGGAUAAUUCUGGCCGGAAAUUAAAGAGAUUGUAGUAGACAAUCGACUAAACCCAAACGCUAUCUUCUCAAACGUUUUUCUUCAACCCUUUUUUCCUACUUCAUCUCCAUGUAGCCUUUCAUCCAAACACUACUACAUAUAUAAUUAUCGACCGAAAUAGAAAAUUUUCAGCCCAUUAUUAGCUGAAAUGGCUUGACAAACAUAGCCUAAACACUGUGUACAAAAAGUACGUGUAUGCAAAUUAUAUGUACAAGUAUCACCCC
Molecule: messenger RNA, 748 nt
Organism: Cuscuta epithymum
Lineage: Eukaryota; Viridiplantae; Streptophyta; Magnoliopsida; Solanales; Convolvulaceae
Source: the annotation of a GenBank genome assembly